AUGCCGAUGCUUCGCCUUCUCUUCUGCUGGACGCUCGCGGUGCUGCUUUUGCACCCGCUGGAAGCGGCAACCAGCGCUAGCACCCUCACGCUCGCCACCUGCGACGACGCUGCUUGCCUCCAUGCGAACGCCACCAAAACCGGUGUUGUCCUCUUCAACACGACACUGACAACCGUGAACGCGUCGAGAUUGCACAUUGGCCGUGUGACGAGCCUGCCACGCAAUGUCACAAGCCUGGAUCUCUCUCAGAACGCCCUCUCGUCGCUCGCUGGCGACGCGUAUACGUCGCUAACAUUUCUGAAUCUGAGCCAGAACGCGUUCCAGUCGACGAGCGCGCUGUCGCUGCCGACCUCGAUUCGCAUCUUGGAUUUGAGCGACAACAAUGUGAGCUACCUUGAUGCGACCACAUGGGACUGGCAGCGGUAUCCGUCCCUCUCCACAUUACUACUGCGAAGCAACAACCUCACGCGGCUCGAGUGCAACAAAUUUCCAGCUUCGAUUACCGAAAUUGACCUCUCGGGCAACCCGCUGGUGUCGUUUACCAUGGACCAAGCUACGUACUCUGAGCUUCUCGCCCGACCCGUCAGUAUACGCGUCGACAACACGGCGGGCAUUAUCAAGAGCUGCCGUGGGAGUCCCCUUCCGCUCCACGGCACGGUCGUCUGCGUUGGCUCGCGGUCCACGACCAGCACGUCCCGCGCUUCCCAAGGCUACGUGCUGCAGUAUUUGCUCAUCAUGCUCGCAGUGACCAUUGCGCUCUUGGUGGUGGUGCAAUAUCGCAAGCGCCGUGCGCGCGCCGAUGCCAACGACGACCCGGAGAUGCUUCGCGCCACGUGCACGAGCUCCGUUUUGUACGAACACGACCCGCUUCAACUCGUGACGCCAUGGCUGCCGCAUGACAAAGACGCUUGCGACGCCAACGACCGGUCGCACGAUGGGUCGCGCGUGUGAUCUUGGUGUUUAAUUAAUUUAUCGUAAUAAAAUGUAGUGAUGACCAUGGA
Molecule: messenger RNA, 1001 nt
Organism: Saprolegnia parasitica CBS 223.65
Lineage: Eukaryota; Oomycota; Saprolegniomycetes; Saprolegniales; Saprolegniaceae
Exons: 7
Coding region: 1-951 (316 amino acids)
Source: RefSeq, a predicted model, not a curated record